GAUGAAGUCGGCAGAAGAGGAGCUCCCGGUGGCGGCGUGGUUCGGGAAGGAAAAGCAGCGGAAGGAGGCGGUGGUGGGUUUGGGAGGCAGUGGCAGCUUCGGGAUUCAUCGCAACGUCUUUGCUCAUUGCGAGGAAGUUUAUUUCGUGAGCACCGCGGAGAAGCGGCGGUGGCGAGCGCUGCAGCCGUGCAAGUACCCGAAGCCGGUGGUGUUCCACGAUGGCCGCCUCGCCUUCAAGCCCGUCGCCUCAUCGGCUGCUGCCAUGUUCUUUUGGCUCCCUUUCGGCCUCCCGCUCGCGGUCAUCCGCGCCGUCGUCUUCAUCCUCCUCCCCUACGCCCUCUCCGUCCCUCUCGUCGCCUUCCUCGGCAUGCACAAUCGGGUCAUCAUCUCCUCCUCCCCCUCCUCCGGAGAGCCAGUCUCACUGGACUCCCACGCCCGACUCUUUAUUUGCAACCACCGCACCCUCCUCGACCCCCUCUGCAUCUCCGCCGCCAUCGGCCGCCCCGUCACCGCCGUCACCUACAGCAUCAGCCGCGUCACCGAGUGGAUCUCCCCGAUCCGCACCGUCCGCCUCACGCGCAACCGCGACGAGGACCUCCGGCUCAUGCGCGACCUCGUCGACCGCGGCGAAACCCUCGUGGUCUGCCCCGAGGGCACCACCUGCCGCGAGCCCUACCUGCUUCGCUUCAGCCCCCUCUUCGCAGAGGUCAACGCCGACGUGGCUCCCGUCGCCAUCGAAACUGCCGUCUCCAUGUUCUACGGUACCAGCACAACCGGCCGCCUCAAGAGCCUCGACCCGCUCUACUUCCUCCUGAACCCCAUCCCCAGUUACGCCUUGGAGUUCAAGGACCGCGUCUUCACCGGAACGAUCGCCGGCAGGGAGUGCAGCAGCCGCGACAUGGCGAACCAUUUGCAGACGGAGAUCGGGAGAUUGCUAGGGUUUGAGUGCACCGCCUUCACCAGGAAAGAUAAGUACGGGAUGCUCGCCGGGAACGAAGGCUUUGCCGAGGUGAAAAAAUAGUUAUAUUAUUAGGACCCACAAAAAAAGAAACUAGGAAAUUAAUUAUCUAUUUUAUUAAGAAUAUCAAUCCUUUGCUAAUUCGCUCUCUUCAGCUUUUUCUAGCGUGCUCUUUUGAGAUUGCUCUCUUCAACUUUUUCUAUGUGGCAAUUCGGUUUAAUUUAUUUAUCCGGAAGUUUUUUUAAAAA
Molecule: messenger RNA, 1206 nt
Organism: Zingiber officinale
Lineage: Eukaryota; Viridiplantae; Streptophyta; Magnoliopsida; Zingiberales; Zingiberaceae
Product: probable glycerol-3-phosphate acyltransferase 3
Exons: 2
Coding region: 2-1021 (339 amino acids)
Biological process (GO): cutin biosynthetic process
Cellular component (GO): membrane
Molecular function (GO): phosphatase activity; glycerol-3-phosphate 2-O-acyltransferase activity
Source: RefSeq, a predicted model, not a curated record